Messenger RNA from Amblyraja radiata (thorny skate), 3007 nucleotides. RefSeq names its product proline-rich nuclear receptor coactivator 1 (gene pnrc1). The record is from RefSeq and is a predicted model, not a curated record. NCBI's taxonomy places the organism in Eukaryota, Metazoa, Chordata, Chondrichthyes, Rajiformes, Rajidae. The transcript is spliced from 2 exons. Bases 476 to 1291 code for a protein of 271 amino acids.
CAGCGCCGCCCGCUGGUGGGAGGCCGCGAGAGGGUUAUAACAUCGGGCGGAUGCCGCCGCCGUCGACUGUUGUCGAGGAAGGCAGCGCUGGAGGAGGAGGUGUUGACGACUACAACGAUUAAGAUGGCGUCGUUGUGUUUUUAAACAACAGUCGCCGUUCAAGAGACAUUUAUAAACACGAAACUCCCUCAGACCGGCCGGGUGUUCGAUUAAGACGCAGCCGGUUGUCCCGACGGAGUGCGGGCCGAGGAGAGUCGGGGCUGAGCGAACAAUCAAUCGGUGGUUUGGACGCGGCCGCCAUUUGCUGUCGCUGUCGGAGGUCGCAGAUCGACGCCGUCCAUCCCCAUCCACGGGCCGGGGCAGAGAGGCCUGGCAUUGCGCGGUGACUGCGGCUGCGGAUGUCCGCCGCCCCUCGCCGGUUCCUCUCGGUGGGUUUUAGCCCACGGUCCAAAGCGCUGGAGGCGGGGAAGAGGCCAUGCACCCGCUGCCGUUUCCUUGCCUCUCGCCGUCCGUCCCUCUCCCCGUCAGCACCUGCAACAACAGCGGAGGAACCAAGGCCGCGGCCGCCGGUAACCCUCACCCUCGCCACCGCCCUCCGCGCCAGCAACAAGCCAAGGCAGCGGCCUCUGCCGCCGGUCGGGGGGGUCGCAAACUGCGCUCCGCCUCGUCCGCCGUCGCCUUUCUCCAGAGACAGCCGAGGACGCAGCAGCAGGCGGGCUGCCGGGGGGCAGCGGCCGGAGCCACGUCGACAGGACCGAGGACUCCCUCGGCAGCCGUCGCCGCCAGCGCACCGACGGCGGAGCAGCGAGCGAUGGAUGGGAAGGUGAUAAAAUCGAAUAUGGGAAGAUAUGAAACAAUCGCUCCACAUACUCAGUUCUUGUAUUGUAUAAAUAAAACAGAAGAAUGCUUUCACGCCUUAAACUCCACCAAGAAAAUAAAUAAGAGUAACUUACUGCUGAAAAAAGGAUCUGUAAAAAGAAAUGAAAACAACCAUAGCCAGAAUACUCCCACUCCUGAAAGCUACAACGUACUCAAAAAAGAUGGGGGUAGAUCUGUUGCUCCUGGAAUCCACUACCGAAGUCUAAAAUUACAGAAAGUUGGACUGAAGUCUGUAACAACUCUUCAAGGAGAUCAAAAUUACGCUGGGCCAAAGUUUAGUGAGCCGCCAUCUCCCAGUGUUCUGCCUAAACCACCAAGUCACUGGGUGGGGGUACAUUCUGAUUAUCCUGAAGAUGGGAGUAGGGAAAUAAUGACUGUCCAUUUAAAGACUUUACUGAAAGUUAAUGCAUAGUUCAAGGACAUUUAAGGUUAGCUUAAUUACUGAGGUAAGUGUUUAUUUGAGAUUCAACUUCAUAGCAGCAGUAGGUCCUGCAUUUUAGACUGUUGUAAAUUUCAGCUUGUGUUUUUGGGAUAAGCAUAUACCAGUGGUGCUAGUGAUGAAGUGGGACUGUGUACAUUAAUGUAAACCAUGUAAUUAUUUGUAUAUUUUCAUAUACUCAAUUUCAAAAAGGAAUUAUAGUUUCAUAUGAGAAUUUGUCUUGUUGGUGAGCUGAGUUAAAUUUUAUAUUUUAUAUAUAAGGUGAAAGCUCAAGUUAAAGCUAGAGCAAAAGUUAUAUCCUGUGCCAUUGCAGGAAAUGGUGAUUAUACAAAUAUUUGACAAUCUGAAAUAUUUUUGACAAAAUCUAUGGUUUAAGAAGUCAAUGAUUCAAGCACUGCUUUUAUCUGCACUACUGAAUGAUAUUACAAUGAACAAGAUGCACUUUCAUCUUAACGGGUGUUAAGUAUAUAAUGUGAAUUUUAGUCUUGUCACCAAAUUAAAGAUCUUGCUGGAGGGGAAGAGUUCAUUUUCCACAGUUAGUCUGUUGGUGCACAGUAACUCAGUGUGUACGAUUUCUUGGGGCAUGUAAAAUCUAUAAUCUCUUGAAUAUUAUUGAUACAUUUUCUUUGUUCUUUGAAAAUUUCCCUCACUGAUCUGCCCCAUAUCUGUAUGUACACGGUGAAUCGUGACAUUAACAACGAUGUAUCAGCUCAUCUAAGUUUCCUGCAGUUUCAGUUCUGGGAACAUAAUCUUAAACAUUCUAUUUUCUUGUAUUGUGGCCCUGUGGAAAUGUCUCAGCAAAUAUUAUUGGAUGCUUCUGUUGUGACUGACUAUGUAAUGAACCAAGAUGCACAUUGGAUCGACAAGCUUUACUUGUGUCCAUACAAAACUGAAUUAUUAGCUUUUUUUAAAAGAAAAAAUCUACUUUUCCAGUCUUCAUUAAGCGUAUAAAUUAGUUUAAUUUCUUUUCGUUCACUUUUAAAAUGGCCUUGAAAUAAACAACUCUAUUUUAAGAACAAUUUCAAAUUUUCUCAAAGGUUAACCCACAUGACAUUGGUUCUUCCGGAUGCGAGUUGUUAUAAGCUGUUUUAACAAUGUUUCAGCUGAGCACAAAUUGGUAACUUUGUAAUGGUAACAAAGUAGUUGCCACAACAGUUUCCUAAAUCUUCCCUGCAGCCACUUUGCUUUUUAAAUAAUCAGGUUUGGUUUAAAAGAGACAAGAAUGUGUUCGCACUGCUCAUUGGAAAUGAUUGUGGGUUCAUUUUGGAUCACAUUGUGUGUGUGUGUGGGCUGCACCAAAACUAAAUUGCAAUCUUGCUGUCUUUUGUUACAUUGGGUUGUAGGAGGGGUGGGGGGGGAAGGGGGAGUAAUGCACUGGAAAGUGUUUUGUGUAACUUGACACCAAUUUGAAUCCUUUUUUGUUGUAAGACUUAAAUAGUAUAUGGUAGCCAAAUACAUAAAUUGAAAGCUGGAUCAGUUGGUUAAUGUUUUAUCCCUAUUCAAGUCAUUUAUUUACCAGUUUCUUUAAGGGAUAAUGCUUUAGAAUGAAGUACCGGUAUGUUGGUAUGUAGUAUUGUUGUUUUCCAAAGAAAGCUGGCAUGCUUAAAUUUGCUACAGUCUUUAAUUGUACUCUUAUAACUACAAAUUGGCGAAUUUUCAAAACAAAUAAAAUUUAAUUGGUCUCCCUCA